This is a messenger RNA of Podospora bellae-mahoneyi, 4522 nucleotides long. RefSeq lists its product as uncharacterized. The record is from RefSeq and is a predicted model, not a curated record. NCBI's taxonomy places the organism in Eukaryota, Fungi, Ascomycota, Sordariomycetes, Sordariales, Podosporaceae. Bases 694 to 3519 code for a protein of 941 amino acids. The transcript has 3 exons. Gene Ontology annotation, molecular function: GTPase activity; GTP binding; microtubule binding. Gene Ontology annotation, cellular component: membrane; microtubule; cytoplasm.
AAUAGACUAUGCUAGUCCAGGUGAUAUAGAUGGAGACGUCCCGAGGCAAAGCGGGAUGGUCAGACUCGCCGUUCCUGCCAAGGCCCAAUUAAGUUUCGCAGCAGAAACGCGUCCUUGCGCCUCGCGUCACGUCUUGUCGCGUCUCAUCUCGCGUAAAGUGGCUAGAUCCAUUCUUUUUUCGCUCACAUUUUCCAACCUGCAAUUGCAGUGGUGUUGUGAAGUCGUUGUGUAGGCAACCACUAGCAAACACCCCUCCAACCCCACCUUUCGCAACUGCCCCUUUUACUGGCCAGGCCAUCUCUCCAGCACCUCUCUUUCCUGCUAAGAAAUAUUAGCAACGUCGCGCAUUGUUUACCUGUUUCCUUAACGCGUGUCAUCUUGGGUUGGAGCAAACCGCGAGAUUCUCAUUCCACCGCAAAAAAGCUGUACCCUCGAGCCCCCCUCGUGAAGUCGAAGUCGAUCUUUCAUCUCAACUGUUUCGACUAUUCCGACUUUUCGACUCUUCAUUGGCAAUCUCACGUCUUUUCGAAGGUGUUUUCUGUUUGGCACUGCUCUCUCUCGUCUCGUCUUCCACUUUCCUGAGCUCAGCCUUCCGUUUGGCUUCCUACUUCUACGACUUCUCCUCUCAACCUCCUCCAACAGCAGCCGCAUGAGAAAAAUACUGUCCUGUACAUUUCAAGCAGCAUUGUAGUGAUGCCUCCCAGAGUGAAGCCCGAGCCCGGUGUGGCCGUGGCGAACACCACUGCCACUCGCAGUUUUGCUGCUACCAACUCGGCACAGUUUGGCUCACCUACGCGGCAAGCACGGUCUACGGCUCCUAGUGUGACUGAUACCCGUUUCAUGGCGGAGGCGGAGGACCAGUACGAAGAUGAGGAUAACGAAAUCAUCUGGAUGGAAACCCGUGCCAAGUCGAUCACAAGCGCCGGCAUGAAGCAAGAGCCUGGCCACGAGCCGAUGGCCCUGAUGUCUCUGGCAUCUCAAAGCAUGGGCGGGUCAUUUGUCGGGAUGGGGCCCAAUCUUGCCCUCAAGGACUUCGGGCAAGGGUUCCUCAAGGACAUCAACGAUGCCCUGGGUGAGCUGCAGUCUCGUGGCAUUCAGCACGUUGCCAGUCUGCCGGAGUUGGUGCUCGUCGGUGACCAGUCGUCGGGCAAAUCGAGUUUGAUGUCCGGCAUCGCUGGGCUCAGUCUGCCUCGCAGCAGCGGCACCUGCACAAGGUGCCCGAUUCAUAUAAGGAUCUCGCGAGCUGAUGAGUGGUCUUGUCGGGUGUUUUUAAACCUAGAGUAUGGGUUCAAGCUGCCCGAUCAUGCCAUCACCGAGCAGGAUGUCACAGCAACAAACCCGUUCCCUCCCUGGGUCAAACUCGACCCCAGUCGAACACGACGCCACGAGUUCAAGACAGUCCGGGACAGAUUUGACAGCGAAGAGAUUGAAACAGUACUGCGCUGCGCCCAGGUCGCAAUCUUGAACCCAUCCACGCCCUACCAGGCCUUCAUCCCCAAGCCUCGGGGUGGAGAAGGGCCUGACUCCCAACAGCUGACUCAGCACGAGCUGAUUUCGCGCAAGGAGGAAGCCUCCGAGGCCCAGUUUUCGCCAAAUACCGUGGCGCUCGAGAUCAAAGGGCCUGAUCUAGCCGACCUCAACUUCUAUGAUCUUCCGGGUGUAUUCAACACUGCUCGGCGGACCGAGGAUGCUUACUUGGAGCGUGUCGUCCAGAACCUGACCAAGCUUUACAUUAAGCGGGAGAAAGCCAUCAUUCUCUGGGCCGUGUCCAUGAAUUUGGAUACGGAAAACUCGCUGGCGCUGCGCCUGAUCCGGGAGAGUCGUGCUGAACACCGUUGCGUUGGGGUGAUCACCAAGGCAGACCUGCUGCCGCGAGAUGACCAAGCUACUGAGCGCUGGCUGGGAAUUCUCAAGGGCCGUGGACAUCGCAUCGGCUUGGGUUAUUUCAUCACCUCUCGACAAGGUCAAGAUUUGGAAGAACAGACGAAGCGGGAAGAGGCCUUCUUCAAUCGAACAGCAGAAGGACAUUGGCCCGAUGUUUUUGAUCGCUACCAGGAGAGGUGCGGAAUAGAAAAGCUGAAGGCUUUCUUGUCUUUGAAGCUCGGCGAAGAGUUUUCCAAAGUUCUUCCGGAAGUGAAGCGCAAAGUUCUUGAGCGACUCAACUUCAUCGCUGAGCAGCUCCAACUGUACCCGGGGCCACCAGCGAACCCGGAUCUGGAAAUUUACAAGGCACUGACCAUGUUCAGCAGCCUGUUGAAGAAGCGAGUGAUUGACCAGGAAUUUAUGAGCACCUGGGACACAGCCUGUUCCGCCCGGUUUACAAGAGCCAUUCUUGAGCUGAAGCCCAAGUAUAACGUACGGUUGUUCGCCAAGUCAUCCGCCGCAAGUGCUCCGGUAUUAAUAGAUCUCGACACGCCCACGAGGGAGGGCAGCCCCACGCCAACACCCAGUGGCAGAAAGCGUGCUGCCCCAGCCGAGACCCCCAGUCGCCGCCAGCGCAUCAAGGCUGAAGAUGCCGAGGGACGGUCUUACCCCUCCACCCCUACGAACAUGCGCACAACCAUGACCCCGACCAAAGGCAGGCCGAGCAAGACACUCAUGGAUAUUCGGCGCAUGAUCCAGCGCAAUGCCAUACCUGGCCAGCCGGGCCUCGUUUCUUCCAAUGUCUAUGAACCGCUUUUUACAGAAGCGGCAAAGGCCUGGAAGGGUCCGCUCCAGACGUUCCUCAACCAGACCUUCAACUUCUUGAGCAAGGAAAUCCAGGAGAUCCUUGACUCGACUUUUGCGGCGUUGAAGAACCGGGCAAUUUACAAGUUGUCGACCGAGCACAUGCAGGCUUUUGUCGAGAUGCACAAGAAGGAGUUGCAGGCCCAGCUUGCGCUGAUUCACGAACUCGAGGGCACGCGUCUGUUCACCAGAAAUGACGAUGCCUUGCACCGGUACAAGGCUGAAGAGUUAAGGACCUUGACUAGGCACCGCAACCACUACCGCAUUGCCGCGCACAAGGGUGAUGAGCCAGCUAGCUCCCUCCCUAAGAUCGAGGAGCUCAGCGAGGAAGAACUCGCCCAGGAAACAGCCAAGAUGGAGAAGGACCUCCGCCAGAUGGGCCCCGAGCCCUUUCAGCAGGAGCUGGAUGUGGCCGCCUACACCAGAGGCUAUUACGUCCUUGCCGCUCAUCGGUUCACAGACAUUGUGUGCAUGCAUGCCAUGUCUGGGCUGUUUCCCCGUGUGGCCUCGGUCAUUGAGACCUACCUUCAGGAUAAGCUUGGCCUUACUGGCAACCGCACCACUCCUGAGAUGCUGGAUCAGCUCAUGGAGGAAGAGGGUCGCAUUGGCCAGAUUCGCCGAGAUCUCUGCGCGGAGAAGGAGACUCUCGACGGUGCUAUGGCCAUCAUUGUCAACCUCGAGAACCGCGACACGACUCCCUCGCAAGCCGAGAGCAACAUUACGAUUCCCAAUGACCUUACGUCUGGCCGGGCCGCAGGCUCGCCAUCCGGGACAGCGUAUGGAGAUGCAUAAAGACACAAUCACGCGGAUUGAAGAUCUGGAUAUAUUUUAUUGUCUGUGGGCGUUUUACCUAUUUGUCUGCUCUGUUUUUUUCUUUCGGACCGGAGAAUCACGAUACCCAUUUUAGUUAGAGUCAUGUAGGAUCACAAAUUGUCAGAAUACUGUCACGCACCUACUAUACCUCUCCCCCUUUGCUCAAUGUGUCUAACAACUAUUUCACUCUUCGUAUCGACUAAUCAACAGAGACUACAAGGUACAACCAGGGCCUUGAAAGAUGACGCACACACCUUCGGCUACUAGCCUUGGGAGCGUAGGUAUUGACUGUCAAGGAAAGCUCAUCCUCUUAGAACCCCCAAUAAUCCUUCACCAAGAAGCCCGCAUACCCGGCCAGGAAUCCCAUUACGCCCAGCGUUCCAAAGUAGCCCACCGGCCGACCAACACCCGUGCUCUCGGGUCUUCUCAAGCCCAUCUCAACAUGCAGCACCCGUGCGACGAACAGGGCCCCCAGAGCACUGGUCAGCACAUUCUUCUUGGCGCCGUUGAGCUCGGCCACUCCGGCGAGCAGCAAGGCAAGGGGCACGUAUUCAGCAAAGUUGCCCUGGGCGCGGGAGGCGACCUGGAGCUCGUGCUGCUUCGCGGCCGCGUUGGGCUCGGUCGAGGGGGGCGCGGAGCCGAGGAGGCAGUUGGAGGCGAUGCGGGACAUGGAGACGCGGGUGGAGAGGAGAGAGAAGUAGGCUGUGAAGGGGAGGAGGAAGGAGCCGGUUACCGCUGGAGGGAGGGGAAUAACAGCAGGUUAGCCGUGGAACAAGAGGUGGUUUGCUUGGUGGAAGGGGGCAGAAGAGCUUACGCAAAAGGGGGCCGACAACAUCGAUGUGGUUUAGACCCACGCGGGAGGUGUAAGACAUUAUGACGAUUUAUUUCUCAAGAAGAAUUAGGGAAAAGGGGGUCUGGCUCUUUGCAAAGGGGGGAGUUUUGGUAUCACGCUGCUUGUCCACAGCUGCUUCAAAUUCUUUGG